Entamoeba invadens IP1 is the source of this 1584-nucleotide messenger RNA. RefSeq lists its product as hypothetical. The record is from RefSeq and is a predicted model, not a curated record. Lineage: Eukaryota; Evosea; Mastigamoebida; Endamoebidae. The transcript is spliced from 2 exons. Gene Ontology annotation, biological process: protein processing. Gene Ontology annotation, cellular component: membrane. Bases 1 to 1584 code for a protein of 527 amino acids.
AUGAUACUAUUUGCUCUAGUUUUAUGUUUUUGUCACGCGUCGGAUCUCUCGAAGAACAGACUGAAAACAGUAAAGUCCUUGUUGACAACAACUGUUGAUAGUUCUGGUGCGUUCAUGUUAUUGAACAACAACGAAAUGAUUGGAGCGUAUAGCAAAAAAGGUGUAGUAAGAGGGAAGUGUCACCGAUUGAAUGCACAAGAAGAAGUGAAUGGUUGGUCGAGUGGUGAAGAGACGGAAGUAGUUGUAGUUAUUCCCGACAACAUAUUAAACGCAAAGAAUUUGGAAUUGUUUGGGUCAAAAAAGGUAGUUGGAGUUGUCGCGUACAAAUCGGAAGGCAAUAUCACCUCGCAAGAUAAACAAACAAGUUUCAACCCAGACGGGGAUAACUCGGCGUGGAAAUUAUGGGACUUCCCCAUUUUCUAUACAACAGCCAGUGUCGAUUACUUUGCUAGCGAAGGUUCACAUCUACAAAUUGAGGCGGCAAUGAACUCGGACGUCAACUCCGAGACAUGUUUAAGACGUGGGAUGUGCAAACCGAUUGGUGGGCAGACGUUGUAUGGCAAACUUGAUAACACGACAAGAAGUAAAAAGAUAUUACUAACUGCUCAGCUUGAUGGGGUGAGUUUAUUUAGAGAGACGACACCUGCCAAUGAACAAGUGUUGAGUGGUGAAGUCACAUUACUCUCCGUCAUGCAGACACUUAAACCCUUGAUGAAGAAGUCAAAUAUCAGUGUCGAAUUUGCACUGUUUGAAGACGAGACAUUUGGGCAUAUGGGGUCCAGACUAUUUUCCUCAACAAACGAUUCAUACGACGCGAUUUACAAUUUUGGACAUUUAGGGUUGACUGAGGGAAAGGUGUAUGUGUACACACAACAUGAUAUUCCAACUGUGGAAAGACUCGAAAAAGUGACUUUAACCCCACCAGAAAGCCCACUAGAUUCAUUCAAGAAUGGGGUGAAGUAUCAUUUUGCAGAUCACUUAGAAGUAUAUAAAGGGAAGGUUGGUACACAUCGAGAUGUUAUAGAGAAAAUAGAAGAGCUGUGUGACAACGUGAAAACGAUAUCGAGAGUCUUGAUGGAAACACUCUUUGAGACAAAUUACGAGACUUUUGAAAAAGACAACACAGUUGAAUACAACUGUUCUAUAUUUGACGAGCUGUAUUCCUGUUUCGCAGAAGACAUGACGUGCGAGUAUUUCAAUGAAACAAUUGGCGUUAUUAAAGGGAAUGGCAAUUCAUACUCUUCUAUAUAUGGAGACGAAAGAAUUACUGCACGAAGCAAAGCUCUCUCAGACUAUUUGAAAUAUAUUGUGACAUUGAAUCAUUGUGAAGGAGACUGCGAAGUCAACAAUGGAACAGUUCAGUACUUACCAACACAUGGAAGUGACAUCGACACAGACAAAAAUCAAAUUAGAGGAAACUCUGGAGACGCGUGGACUGAAAGCGACUGGAAGACGUUGAGACUCUCUUUUUAUAAAACAAGAAAAUUGUCUGAUAUCAUCAUGUGUGUAGUCGGGGUCGUCACAACAAUGGCGUUCAUUACAGCUUCAUUUGUUUUACUUUUCAAAGGAAAGUAUUUUGAAUAA